Belonocnema kinseyi is the source of this 1632-nucleotide messenger RNA. RefSeq names its product elongation factor Tu, mitochondrial (gene mEFTu1). NCBI's taxonomy places the organism in Eukaryota, Metazoa, Arthropoda, Insecta, Hymenoptera, Cynipidae. Gene Ontology annotation, cellular component: mitochondrion. Gene Ontology annotation, biological process: mitochondrial translational elongation. The record is from RefSeq and is a predicted model, not a curated record. Gene Ontology annotation, molecular function: GTPase activity; translation elongation factor activity; GTP binding. The transcript is spliced from 6 exons. Bases 90 to 1520 code for a protein of 476 amino acids.
UCACCCUUGUCGUUCUUCCCGUGCGACUAAAUUUGUUGGUUAUAAUAGGUAUUUAACAAAAAUACCGUGUAAGACUUUGUGCAAAAAUCAUGGCUUUGGUUUCUGCGAGAGCAAUUUUAAGUCCGGCGACACGCCAGACCGUCGGACACACAGUUUUCAGCAGACAGCUCGCAAAAUACCAACGGCAAAACCAGGUACACAGUCAAUUAUUCCUACCAACAAUCUUCGCUCAGAGAUUUUAUGCCGAGAAGGUGGUAUACAGUAGAGAAAAACCCCAUUGCAAUGUAGGAACUAUCGGUCACGUAGAUCAUGGAAAAACAACCUUAACAGCUGCCAUAACGAAAGUUCUCUCGGAGAAAUCGUUGGCAACAGCAAAAGGCUACAAUGAAAUAGAUAAUGCACCUGAAGAAAAGGCGCGAGGAAUUACAAUUAAUGUUGCUCAUGUCGAGUAUCAAACUGAAAAUCGGCAUUAUGGACACACGGAUUGUCCCGGUCAUGCCGAUUUUAUUAAAAACAUGAUUACAGGAACUGCUCAGAUGGAUGGUUCCAUUUUAGUAAUUGCUGCAACUGAUGGAUGUAUGCCUCAAACAAGGGAGCAUUUGAUCCUCGCGAAACAGAUCGGCAUCGAAUACAUCGUCAUUUUUAUCAAUAAGGUGGACGCCGCAGACGCGGAAAUGGUGGAACUUGUCGAGAUGGAAAUUCGGGAACUAGUGACCGAGCUGGGCUUUGAUGGCGAUAAGUGUCCAGUAAUCAAGGGCAGUGCUCUUUGCGCCCUGGAAGGCAAGAAUCCCGAAAUAGGAAGCGAGUCCAUACUGAAACUUUUGGAAGCCGUAGACACUUUUAUUCCGAAUCCCGUCCGAGAACUCGACAAGCCUUUCGCGAUGCCUGUGGAAAAUACGUACUCAAUUCCCGGAAGAGGAACGGUCGUCACAGGCAGACUCGAACGAGGAAUCGUGAAGAAGGGCAUGGAUUGUGAGUUUGUCGGUUAUAGCAAAACAAUCAAAAGUACAAUAACGGGGAUAGAAAUGUUCCACAAAAUCCUGGAGGAGGCCCAAGCUGGGGAUCAGCUCGGUGCUCUGGUCCGUGGAGUGAAGAGAGACGAAAUUAGAAGGGGUAUGGUUAUGUGCAAACCGGGAACAAUGAAAGCUGUCGAUCAUGUCGAAGCUCAGAUUUAUUUGCUCAGUGCCCGAGAAGGCGGCAGGAAGAAACCAAUCUCUAGUUUUAUGCAACUUCAAAUGUUCAGCAAAACCUGGGACUGUCCGGCUCAAGUAGUCCUACCUGAAGGAAAAGCAAUGGCUAUGCCAGGAGAAGAUUCCUCGUUGAUUCUUAAAUUCUACAGGCCAAUGGUUGCCGAAAGGGGUCAGCGUUUCACGUUAAGGGAUGGUAGUAUAACAUUAGGAACUGGUGUUAUCACCAAGAUCUUCAAAAAUCUUACUGAACAGGAACGAGGAUUGGUAGUAGAAGGAAAGAAAGCCCAGCUGGCAAUGGAGAAGAAAGCGAAAGAAAGGCAGAAAAAUUGAACUUAGAUAUUAUUCAUAAGACACAUUUUACCCUGUAAAUUAUCAAACAUGCAUACUAAGAAUAAAAAAUAAAUCGCCGAUUCAGGAUGCAAUCGACUCAGCGAGAUUAAAA